Molecule: messenger RNA, 2286 nt
Organism: Gambusia affinis (western mosquitofish)
Lineage: Eukaryota; Metazoa; Chordata; Actinopteri; Cyprinodontiformes; Poeciliidae
Gene: rrp8
Product: ribosomal RNA processing 8
Exons: 7
Coding region: 282-1925 (547 amino acids)
Biological process (GO): regulation of transcription by glucose; cellular response to glucose starvation; rDNA heterochromatin formation
Cellular component (GO): rDNA heterochromatin; nucleolus; chromatin silencing complex
Molecular function (GO): methyltransferase activity
Source: RefSeq, a predicted model, not a curated record
CUUUUCACUACGUCAUCCUCCCGCGUCCGUAGUUCUGUUUUGCUUCCUCGACGCACAUGAAAUAAACCAACGUGGUAUUCCCUUCUUGACAAAAAACUUCACUGCAGCUUCAUGAAAGAAAACAUUCUUCGUUCUCACGCAUAUUCUUUUUUAGCCUGAACCCAAUAGUUUUUUGUUUUUGUUUUUGAACCAAACACUCCCUGUUCCGGAAGAGUCAUAGAAGAGGUGGCAUUCGUGAGUUUUUUUUUUUCCUGACAGGAGAAAAAGGAAUUGAGAAAAAAAUGUUUAAUGAGGAUGAGGACUGGAGUGACGAACAAGAGGGACGAAUCCUGAGCAAAGCUGUCUUUAAAAAGUCUCAAAAGGCGAACAACAGUGUACAUCCAAAGUCCAAUGUCGGGAAGAAGAGCCUGCUGCGGACCCUGGAGACUCUGGGGUCGACACCAGACUGGAGGAGCAGUGACCAUGAGCAGGACAGCUGCAGUGAGACAGAAGUCCGUUCAUCACCCAGUAAAAAGAAGAAGAGGAAGAAAAGGAGGAAACAUGGAAAGCAAUCAGAGGAGACGCAAGAAGGUGGAGACGACCGUCAAACUGUCAAAGAGAAACCUCAACUGAAGAAGAAGAGGGAAAACAAACCUGUGCCCUCAAAAGCAUCGAGGACGCCUUCAGAGGAGACAGAAGUUGAAAAGGUUCCAGAACCUUCUCAAGAGAGUGUAAACAAACAGCAAGGCCCAGAGAGGCUGAGCAGACAGCAGUGGAGAAACAAGAUGAAGAAUAAGAGGAGAUCCAAGAACAAGUUCUGCCAGAACAAACCUGAGGACGAUGCAGACGGAGCUCAAACCGCCGAUAAACGGGAAGCAGCAGAAGACGUCAAAAAAGAUCCACACAACGGCAACGGGGAAAACAUCAGCCAGACGGCAAACCGGAAACAAAAUAAGGAGAAAGUGAAAAGGAAGAACACGGAGAGAGAGGCAGAUGGAUGCAGCGCGGCGAGAGGGGAAAACCAGCCGGAGGCGGAGAAGUUAAAAAGUGAAUCUGAAGGCUCUGCUGAGGGAUUAAAACAAGGAGCAGGUGAAGGUCAGGUGGCGAGCACCAACCAACAGAAACCUGAGCUGAGCAAGGAGCGGAGUCUGAAAAGACAGAAGCUGCAGAAGAUCCUCCUCCACCAGGAAAGGGUCGGUGCCGAGGGUCCAGCGGAGAGGACGGAGAUGGAGGCGGUGGCCCCGGAAGAGACGGUCAAGGAGGCGGCGGCGGAGCAGAGCCGCUCCGACUCCCUCAGGUCCCGCAUGGAGCAGCGCCUGGAGGCGGCGCGCUUCCGCUACAUCAACGAGCGUCUGUACAGCACGGCGAGCGGCGAGGCCAGGCGCAUGUUCCAGCAGGACCCAGAGGCAUUCUGGGUGUACCACAGAGGAUACACGGCACAGGUCCAGAGGUGGCCCGCCAACCCGCUGGACGCCAUCAUCGCUUACAUCCGCAAGAGGUCACCUUCCCUGGUGGUGGCAGACUUCGGAUGCGGUGACUGUAAGAUUGCGCGCAGCGUGAAGAACAAAGUGCACAGCUUCGACCUGGCUGCCACCUGUGACCUCGUCACCGUCUGUGACAUGGCCAAAGUGCCUCUCGGUGACGACUCUGUGGACAUCGCCGUGUUCUGUCUGUCCCUCAUGGGGACCAACCUGGUCGAAUUCCUGGCAGAAGCCAACCGCGUCUUGAAAAUGAGGGGCGUCCUGAAAGUUGCAGAAGUAGCGAGCCGAUUCGACAACGUGCAGAACUUCAUCUCAGCACUAGCAGGGCUGGGUUUUAAGAUGACAUCCAAGGAUACAGAAAACAGUCAUUUCUUCUCCUUCGAGUUUGUGAAGACAGGAAAUGUUCCCCAAAACGUGAAGAAAUUUGGACUGCAGUUAAAGCCUUGUCUAUACAAGAAAAGAUGACAACAGUGGAGAAAUUGAUGUAUAAAAUGUUUAUGUAAAUCAGCAGCUCAUUUCACUGCAACUCUUGGUUUCCUGUACUUGGCAGUGGGCGGACAGUUGGUUGCAGUUUUGAUACAGAGACAGGAAAUGACCCAAAACUCUUCAUAUUUAGUUUUAUUUUACUAAUGUGUUGGUAGAAUUAUCUUUUAUUUAAUUUGAUCAGGUCUUUGUAAUGACCUGAAGAAACCCUUACACUGGAGGAAACCCAAACCUCCUUAAUGUUUACCUAAACUGCUAUAGCUUGUAUUCAACCGAGAUUGCAACAGAAAUUCAGGUUAUAAAAAGAUUUGUAAACACAGAAUAAAUAUCUGCCAUUAUUAUA